AUGGCAAACUUCCGGAAGCACCUGAGAAUGGUGGGCAGCCGCAGAAUGAAGGCUCAGAGUGAGUUCCCCACAUAUGCUGACCGCCGAGCCAAGAGUUUCAACCGCUCCUGGAGUGACCCCAUCCCCAUGAAGCCUGACUCUCUCCAUGGCUCUAGAGACAGUGGGGACUUGCAGUCCUCCUCAGGGGCUCUAGAUGAAGGAUCACAGGAGGAUGCAGACUGGGAGGAGGAGAGAGAGAAGGAGAGAGCAGCCUGUGAGGGAGAGGACUUCAUCCCACCCAAAAUCAUGCUGAUAUCCUCCAAGGUCCCGAAGGCUGAAUAUGUUCCUAACAUCAUCCGUAGGGACGAUCCGUCCGUCAUCCCCAUCCUUUAUGAUCAUGAACAUGCCACAUUCGAUGACAUCAUUGAGGAGAUAGAGAAGAAGCUGAUGGCCUAUAGGAAAGGCUGUAAGAUUUGGAACAUGCUAAUCUUCUGUCAGGGCGGUCCGGGGCAUCUGUACCUGCUCAAGAACAAAGUGGCCACAUUUGCCAAAGUGGAGAAGGAGGAUGAUAUGAUCCAGUUUUGGAAGAAGUUGAGUCAGUUUAUGAGCAAGCUGAAUCCUGAGCCCAACCUCAUUCAUAUAAUGGGCUGCUAUGUUCUGGGGAGCGCCAAUGGAGAAAAGCUAAUCCACAAUCUAAAGAGGCUAAUGAGGCCUCAUGCCAUAGAAUUCAAAUCCCCGCUAGAGCUGUCUGCACAGGGAAAGGAGAUGAUCGAGAUGUACUUUGACUUCCGUCUAUUCCGCCUGUGGAAAACCCGCCAGCACUCCAAGAUGCUCGAAUAUGAUGACCUUUUGUGA
This is a messenger RNA of Oncorhynchus masou masou (cherry salmon), 834 nucleotides long. Its product is annotated as NMDA receptor synaptonuclear signaling and neuronal migration factor-like. The record is from RefSeq and is a predicted model, not a curated record. The transcript has 11 exons. Lineage: Eukaryota; Metazoa; Chordata; Actinopteri; Salmoniformes; Salmonidae. Gene Ontology annotation, cellular component: nucleus; cytoplasm. The coding region runs from base 1 to 834 and encodes 277 amino acids. Gene Ontology annotation, biological process: positive regulation of neuron migration; regulation of neuronal synaptic plasticity.